Hyla sarda is the source of this 4843-nucleotide messenger RNA. RefSeq names its product kinesin family member 14 (gene KIF14). The transcript has 30 exons. Gene Ontology annotation, biological process: mitotic spindle organization; microtubule-based movement. The record is from RefSeq and is a predicted model, not a curated record. Lineage: Eukaryota; Metazoa; Chordata; Amphibia; Anura; Hylidae. Gene Ontology annotation, molecular function: microtubule motor activity; microtubule binding; ATP binding. The coding region runs from base 247 to 4764 and encodes 1505 amino acids.
AAUUCGAAAUGAAUCGCCAGCUGGCGAACGGAAGCGGGACGGAGAAUGCUGCGGCUGGUGAUAAACACAGAGUAAUGGCGUCCUUUAUGCAUUGGAAAAUUGCGUUGGUGUUUCGUUUCCAGUUUGAAGACCCUUUUACCUUCUUGAAGCCGUGAUUUUAUUUUAGCAUUAAAAGUUGCAUUUAAACUUUUUUUUUUUUUUUUAUAUAUUUUUUUUGGUCCUAAGUGACCUUUAAACUUUACGGAGAUGUCCCAUAAAGCUCCCCAUCUCGCUCCUAUCAAAGAAAUAAACAGAACCUACGUCAUUUCUGCAUGCAAAAACGUGCGAUCUCCUGCAGCAAACCUAAAGCUCCAGAGGAGGGAGACCAUUGUGAAGAGUUCUCCCCAAGUGGAGCAGUCGGGUCAGGACAAAGAUGUCGCUCAGCGGGAGGAACCGGAGAAGCGUCUGACUUUACAGAGACGGCCAAGAACUGGAUCCAUCGAGAAGGACGAGGCCGAGAAGAAUGUCAAGUCCGCAGAACCGGUCACAACCAACCAGAGUGAAUCGAGGACUAAACCGACCAAUACCAAUGGAAAACCGCUUCAUCCCAAACUUCUAUUCAUGGGACAUAAAGCUGGAAAUCCUCUCGCCAACGGAUCGUCAGAUUACGGAAAGUUUCAAAGCUUGAAGAACGCGAAGGAAAAUGAUCCGGAUAAAAACGUACGUAGUUUGGGCCAAGAUGUCGCAAAGACACCAGGUGUAAAAAGUCUGGAAAACCAAAAAACGCCCAAAAGUGGGACUUUGGGUCUGAUGAGGUCAUUGUCAACUCGGGAAGUAAAAAGCCCCACGGUAACCCCGAAACGCCCGGUAGGAACCCUACCUGCCGCCCACAAAAAGGUCACUUCUAUGAUUGGUCAGAUCGAGAAGACUCUGGAUUUGAGUUUUCCAUCUCAAGCUUUGAGUGAAAAGGAUGAGACCGGUAGCCAUCAUGCCUCCAACAUGGACAAUAGCCACAAGGUCGAAAACUGUGCGGUGACUGUAGCCGUGAGAGUCCGACCAUUUAGUGCCAGGGAAAUGAAUGAGGACGCCACCCGGGUUGUCUUUAUGACCGGACAGGAGACCGUCGUCCAACAUCCAGAUUUCAAGCAAAACCACAGCUUUCUCUAUGACUUUUCUUUUUCAUCUUUUGCAAAAUCCGAUCCCAAUUACGCCAAUCAAGAAAAAGUGUAUGAGAAGCUGGCGGCCCCUCUGCUGGAGUGGUCACUGCUGGGAUACAACACCUGCUUGUUCGCCUAUGGUCAGACAGGAUCCGGAAAGUCCUAUACUAUGAUGGGUUUCGGUGAAGAACCAGGAAUCAUACCAAGGUUUUGUGAGCACCUCUUCUCCCAGAUUCAGACUGUGAAACAGAAGGUUUCCUUCCAUUUGGAGAUGAGCUACUUUGAAGUGUACAAUGAGAAGAUACACGACCUUCUGGUUUUUAAGGCCGAUAAUGGACAGAAGAAGCAACCGCUCAGGGUCCGGGAACAUCCACUGUUGGGUCCAUAUGUAGAAGACCUGUCCACGAAUGUCGUCUCUUCUUUUCAUGAUGUUCAGAGUUGGCUGGAGCUGGGAAAUAAGCAGAGGGCGACCGCCGCCACAGGGAUGAAUGAUAAGAGCUCCAGAUCCCACUCGGUGUUUACUGUCAUUGUGACCCAGACCAAGACAGAGCUUGUGGAUGGGGAUGAGCACGAUCACCGGGUUACCAGCAGGAUCAACCUUGUGGAUCUGGCAGGCAGUGAGAGAUGUACUACAGCAAAGACCAGCGGAGAGCGACUCAAGGAAGGUGUCAGCAUCAACAAAUCCUUAUUGACCCUAGGAAAAGUGAUCUCUGCUCUAUCGGAGAGCUCUCAGAUGAAGAAGAAAGUCUUCAUCCCGUACAGAGAAUCCGUCCUCACCUGGUUGUUGAAAGAAAGUCUUGGAGGCAACUCAAAAACUGCAAUGAUCGCCACCAUCAGCCCCGCCAUCAGUAAUAUGGAGGAGACUCUGAGCACGCUGAGAUACGCAAAGCAGGCCCGACUCAUCAUAAACGUGGCAAAGGUGAACGAAGACAUGAACGCCAAACUUAUCCGAGAACUGAAAUCCGAAAUAGAGAAAUUAAAAGCAUCUCAACUCUCCGCCAGGAAUAUAGAUUCCGAAAAAUAUCGACGCUGUCACAGCGAAAUCGCAUCUCUCAAGAGUAAACUAAGCCAGCAAGAGAAGGAGAUGUCAGAGCUGCACAGGGCUUGGAGAGAAAAGCUGGAGCGAGCAGAACAAAGAAAGAAAGAGGAAACAAAAGAAUUACAGAAAGCAGGCAUCACCUUUAAGAUGGACAACCGCCUACCUAACCUGGUGAACCUGAAUGAAGAUCCUCAGCUGUCGGAGAUGUUGCUUUACAUGAUAAAAGAAGGAAAGACCACAGUAGGGAAAUAUCAAGAGGGUUCAUCUCAUGACAUCCAGCUGUCGGGGGCGCUUAUAGCAGAAGACCACUGUACCAUCACAAACAUUCACAACACAGUGACCAUUACCCCUACAGGAGACGCAAAGACCUACGUGAAUGGAGAUCAGAUUUCAUCCUCAACUGUUUUGCAUCAUGGGGACCGUGUUAUCCUGGGCGGUGACCAUUACUUCAGAUUUAAUCACCCGGUUGAGGUUCAGCAACUGAAAGGACCAUCGAGAAUUUCUUCUUUACCGUCAGAGCGGCCCAAAGACUUUGAAUUUGCAAAGAAUGAACUUCUGCACGCCCAGAGAUCCAAGCUGGAAGAAGAGAUCGAGGAGGCUCGACUGAGAGCAAAGGAGGAAAUGAUCCACGGAAUCCAGAUUGCAAAAGAGAUGGCGCAACAGGAGCUGAGCUCCCAGCGGUCGGCGUACGAAGACAGAAUCCGAGCUUUAGAAGCCGAGUUGAAGGAGGAGACGCAAAGGAAACAGCAACAGGAGAUGAGCAGCAAAAGAGCCGCCAGCAAAAUCCAACAGCUGGAGGAAGCAAGGAUGCAGCUACAGCAGGAAGUGCAGCAGAACAAGAGGCGAAUCGAAAUGGAGACUUUAGCGACCAAACAGGCUUUAGAAGACCACACAGUCCGGCAUGCCAAAAUUCUGCAAGCCCUGGAGAUGGAGAAGCAGAAAAUUGCCAAAGAAGUGGAGAUGCUUCAGCAAGAGAAAAACAACAAGGAAAGAGUUCAGCCAACUUGGAAUGCUUUAAAGCUUUCCGUGAUGAUUCAGGAAGCAAACACCAUCAGUGCAAAACUCCGGAAGCACACUGUGUUUAGUAGACAUGAUAUAUCAGAGAAGGAUAAAGAAAACCAACCUGGAGGUUCUGUCCAGAUCCUGGUUAGAAAUCUUAAGCUGGGCAUCGUGACGUUCUGGAGUCUCGAGAAAUUUGAAUACAAGUUGGCUGCGAUGAAAGAUCUGUAUGAGAAUAAUGGCAAUGGAAAGGAUGAUGACAUUUUCUAUGAUCCAGGAGAUGAAUGGGAGCCAGACCUAUCAAAAUCAUCAGCGUCGAAUUUCUCAAGGCGCAGGAGCAAAAGCCUCAUGAAGAACAAGAGGAUUUCUGGAUGCCUGUAUGAAAUACGAGUCCACCCUAUCCAGAGUCUACAGUCCGGACAUACAUCAGGUUUAAUGAAUAAGUCCAGCAGUUUCCUUAGUAAGUCCAGCAGUGUCUGCUCCAACCCCACGGAUUCACAUCUUCCCGGGAUCUGUAAGGAUCUAAUAGGAUCUGCCCUGGAUCACCUGGGUCAGAGCCAUACGGAUGAGAGCAGCAUAGCGGACAGUGUGAUCGGCUGUGUACGCGGGGUGUGCUCUGCGGUCCACGCGCUGUCUCUGGCCUAUGAACAGCAGGAUGACGACGGCACAGAUGCCUUGUUCCUGGUCAAUCGCACAGCCCAGUUACAGAGCGUACGAAUGACGUCGGCCUUUCAGCAGCUCGUCGCGUUAAGCAAACAUUGGCUGGACAACCUACCCGAAAACCAGGCGACUUCCCGACUCGCCGACAACGUGGUACUGUGUGUUAAGAAGUUGGGAGGAUACUUGCAGCUGCUCCUACAGGGUUCUUGCUCAGAUAUAUCGGCCAUGGUUAGAGAAGCAAAGGAUAAAGUCAACCGUACGACAGAGCAGAUUCUGCAGAGCAUUGGAAGCCUGGCUGUCCUGAAUGACACUGAACUACAUCUACCAGAAGAGGAGUCUGCAGAGGUCCAUGGCCUCCAGAAAUCUAUCGGGGAUUUACUUUACACAGGAAUGUAUUUCGGAUUAGAGAGUCUGAUGGACAGUGGGAUACAAGCAUCUAACACCAUGCAGACAGAUCUGGAGAGAUGCUCUGUGUAUGAUAAGGUUCUUGAAGAGAUAAAGAAGAAUUCCAGAACAUUAUCUUCUUUCAUUCAGAACAGUCUAGCCUCCUGUAAAAAGCAAAUCUCUGACCGCCUGGUGAAAGACGCAUCCUUUAGUGUUCGGAGCUCCCUGAGCGCAGGGCUGCGCCAAAUCACGAAUAGCAUUGACCUUCUGCGACAUAAUGUUGUUUCUAUAUUAAAAGGUUCGGACGUAAACGCGUCGGCGAUUCUUACGUGUCUGAAUGACCUCAACUCGUCAUCAAGUCAAGUGAACAAAGGCCUGUCCGCCCAAGUCAUCGGCCUCCAUGAGCUUCACGCCUUGUUGGAGUCUCUGUCGGCCGCCAUUCACAAGAGGUACAGCGGCAAACCCUCCCAUAAGGCUCUGAAUGUACAGAGCUUAGAGGCAUCAAGUCACGGGGUGUUCUCGCCUAGUACCAUCCAGUGGGUGUAAUUUCAUACACACGUCAGCGAAACCUGAUGAUUCCAGCAGAGCCGACCGCCCAUCUAGUGUAGGGUUUCCCAACCAGUGU